Molecule: messenger RNA, 923 nt
Organism: Ochotona curzoniae (black-lipped pika)
Lineage: Eukaryota; Metazoa; Chordata; Mammalia; Lagomorpha; Ochotonidae
Gene: C1QTNF2
Product: C1q and TNF related 2
Exons: 2
Coding region: 22-879 (285 amino acids)
Molecular function (GO): protein binding
Source: RefSeq, a predicted model, not a curated record
UGCCUCCCACAGGUGCCCACCAUGAUUCCCUGGGUGCUCUUGGCCUGUGCCUUCCCCUGUGCUGCUGACCCACUGCUCGGUGCCUUCGCUCGCAGAGACUUCCAGAAGGGGUCCUCUCAGCUGGUCUGCAGCCUGCCUGGCCCCCAGGGCCCACCUGGUCCCCCGGGAGCUCCCGGACCUUCGGGAAUGGUGGGAAGAAUGGGACUUCCCGGCAAAGACGGCCAGGAUGGCCAGGAUGGAGCACGGGGAGACAGCGGAGAUGAAGGUCCACCUGGCCGGACAGGUAAUCGGGGAAAGCCAGGACCCAAGGGCAAGGCUGGGGCCAUUGGGCGGGCUGGCCCUCGCGGUCCCAAGGGGGUCAGCGGUGCCCCCGGGAAGCAUGGUACACCAGGCAAGAAGGGGCCCAAGGGCAAGAAGGGAGAGCCAGGCCUCCCGGGACCCUGCAGCUGUGGCAGUGGCCAUGCCAAGUCAGCCUUCUCAGUGGCAGUGACUAAGAGCUACCCACGGGAGCGGCUGCCCAUCAAGUUUGACAAGAUUCUGAUGAAUGAGGGAGGCCACUACAACGCAUCCAGUGGCAAGUUCGUGUGCGGCGUGCCAGGAAUCUACUACUUCACCUAUGACAUCACACUGGCCAACAAGCACCUGGCCAUAGGCCUGGUACACAACGGCCAGUACCGCAUCCGGACCUUCGACGCCAACACGGGCAACCACGAUGUGGCCUCGGGCUCCACCAUCCUGGCCCUCAAGCAGGGUGACGAGGUCUGGCUGCAGAUCUUCUACUCGGAGCAGAACGGACUCUUCUACGAUCCCUACUGGACAGACAGCCUCUUCACAGGCUUCCUCAUCUAUGCCGACCAGGACGAUCCCAACGAGGUGUAGACCGGCUGCGGGUACCGGGUACCGCAGGACUCCUGCUGGGGGUU